AUGAGUGGCGACGAGGAAAAGACGACCGAUUUCUACGUUCGAUACUAUGUCGGACACAAGGGAAAAUUCGGUCACGAAUUCCUGGAAUUCGAGUUCCGUCCAAACGGCGCUCUCCGCUACGCCAACAACUCGAACUACAAAAACGACACGAUGAUCCGCAAGGAGGCUACAGUCUCGGAGUCGGUGCUCAACGAGCUGAAACGCAUCAUCGAGGACUCGGAAAUCAUGCAGGAGGACGACGAGAACUGGCCAGAACCAGACAAGAUCGGACGUCAGGAGCUCGAGAUUCUCUACAAGAACGAGCACAUCUCGUUCACCACUGGAAAGAUCGGAGCGCUGGCCGACGUGAACAACUCGAAGGAUCCGGAUGGUCUCCGCUCGUUUUACUAUCUCGUCCAGGAUCUCAAGUGCCUCGUCUUCUCGCUCAUCGGACUCCACUUCAAGAUUAAGCCAAUCUCCUAA
Molecule: messenger RNA, 462 nt
Organism: Caenorhabditis briggsae
Lineage: Eukaryota; Metazoa; Nematoda; Chromadorea; Rhabditida; Rhabditidae
Gene: Cbr-mag-1
Product: Protein CBR-MAG-1
Exons: 2
Coding region: 1-462 (153 amino acids)
Biological process (GO): RNA splicing
Cellular component (GO): nucleus; catalytic step 2 spliceosome; exon-exon junction complex
Source: RefSeq, a predicted model, not a curated record